Lampris incognitus (smalleye Pacific opah) is the source of this 3326-nucleotide messenger RNA. Its product is annotated as Transitional endoplasmic reticulum ATPase. Gene Ontology annotation, molecular function: ATP hydrolysis activity; polyubiquitin modification-dependent protein binding; ATP binding. The record is from RefSeq and is a predicted model, not a curated record. The transcript is spliced from 18 exons. Gene Ontology annotation, biological process: mitotic spindle disassembly; autophagosome maturation; retrograde protein transport, ER to cytosol. The coding region runs from base 1 to 2445 and encodes 814 amino acids. NCBI's taxonomy places the organism in Eukaryota, Metazoa, Chordata, Actinopteri, Lampriformes, Lampridae. Gene Ontology annotation, cellular component: VCP-NPL4-UFD1 AAA ATPase complex; cytosol; nucleus.
AUGUCAGAGAAAUUUCAGCUGGAGCGUCACACUCUCUCAACUGGCAGUCCUAAGGGAGAAGAUUUCUCAACUGCCAUCCUGAAACAGAAACGCAGACCUAACAGGCUUAUUGUCGACGAAGCUCUGAAUGAGGACAGCAGCAUUGUCAGCCUAUCCCAGCGUAAGACAGGAGAGCUGCAGCUCUUCCGGGGAGACACGGUGGUUUUACGAGGGCGGAAGCGCCACCAAACGGUAUGCAUCGUUCUGACUGAUGACAGCUGCGGAGACGAGCGGAUCCGUGUGAACCGCGUGACGCGCAACAACCUGCGCGUGCGGCUCGGCGAUGUCAUCAGCGUCCACGCCUGUCCUGAUGUGAAGUAUGGCAAAAGGAUCCACGUGCUUCCUAUUGACGAUACCAUUGAGGGCCUGGCGGGGAACCUGUUUGAGGUCUUUCUCAAGCCUUACUUCUUGGAGGCUUACCGGCCCUUACACAAAGGUGACAUCCUCAUGGUGCGGGGGAGUAUGCGAGCAGUCGAGUUCAAGGUGAUGGAGACUGAUCCCAGUCCUUACUGCAUCGUGGCCCCAGACACAAUCAUUCACUGUGAGGGAGAACCCAUCAAAAGAGAGGAUGAGGAGGAGAGCCUAAAUGAAAUUGGCUACGACGAUAUCGGAGGCUGUCGGAAGCAGAUGGCCCAGAUCAAGGAGAUGGUGGAGCUUCCUCUCAGACACCCCGGCCUCUUCAAGGCGAUAGGAGUUAAGCCCCCAAGGGGUAUCCUGCUGUAUGGACCCCCAGGCACAGGGAAGACCCUGGUGGCCCGCGCCGUGGCCAAUGAAACUGGGGCUUUCUUUUUUCUCAUCAAUGGUCCAGAGAUCAUGAGUAAGUUGGCAGGGCAGUCGGAGAGCAACUUGAGGAAGGCCUUCGAAGAGGGGGAGAAAAAUGCCCCCGCCAUCAUCUUCAUUGAUGAGCUGGAUGCCAUUGCUCCCAAGAGGGAGAAGACCCAUGGUGAGGUAGAGAGGCGAAUAGUCUCCCAGCUCCUGACCUUGAUGGAUGGCUUGAAGCAAAGAGCCCAUGUUGUUGUAAUGGGAGCCACCAACCGACCCAACAGUGUGGACCCUGCUCUCAGACGCUUUGGUAGGUUUGACCGUGAGAUAGACAUUGGGAUCCCAGACUCGACUGGCAGACUGGAGAUUCUGCAGAUCCACACCAAAAACAUGAAACUGGCUGAUGAUGUGGACCUGGAGCAGAUUUCCUUAGAGACACAUGGCCACGUGGGAGCUGACCUGGCAGCACUGUGCUCAGAGGCUGCACUGCAGGCAAUCCGCAAAAAGAUGACGCUCAUAGACCUCGAGGAUGACUCAAUUGAUGCCGACCUGCUCAACUCAUUGGCCGUGACUAUGGACGACUUCAAGUGGGCACUGGGUCAGAGUAACCCAUCUGCUCUGAGGGAGACUGUGGCAGAAGUCCCUCAGGUCAAUUGGGACGAUGUUGGAGGACUGAAUGAGGUCAAGCGAGAGCUCCAAGAGCUUGUACAGUACCCAGUGGACCAUCCAGACAAGUUCCUGAAAUUUGGGAUGACCCCGUCCCGGGGAGUGUUGUUCUAUGGACCCCCAGGUUGUGGGAAGACACUACUGGCCAAAGCUAUCGCCAAUGAGUGCCAAGCCAACUUUGUCUCCAUCAAAGGACCUGAGAUGCUAACAAUGUGGUUUGGAGAGUCGGAGGCCAAUGUCAGAGAUGUGUUUGAUAAGGCCAGGCAGGCGGCUCCCUGCAUCUUGUUCUUUGAUGAACUAGACUCCAUAGCUAAGUCCAGAGGAGGGGGAGCAGGGGAUGCAGGAGGGGCUGCUGACAGAGUUAUCAACCAGAUACUGACAGAAAUGGACGGCAUGACCGACAAGAAGAAUGUUUUCAUCAUUGGUGCCACAAACAGACCAGACAUUAUAGACCCGGCCAUUCUGCGCCCGGGGCGUUUGGAUCAGCUCAUCUACAUCCCCCUUCCGGACAAACCCUCACGCACCGCCAUCCUAAACGCCAACCUGCGCAAGUCCCCCGUUGCACAUGAUGUAGACUUGGAAUACCUGUCUGGCAUCACAGAGGGUUUUUCUGGGGCUGACCUCACGGAGAUCUGCCAGCGGGCCUGUAAGCUGGCUAUCCGUGAGGCCAUCGAGGCCGAGAUCAGAGCUGAGCAACAGAGACGGAGCAGACCAGGCACAGCUAUGGAUGAUGACUAUGAUCCAGUUCCAGAAAUCAGGAAGGAUCACUUUGAAGAGGCAAUGCGAUUUGCCCGCCGCUCUGUUAGUGAUAAUGACAUCCGCAAAUAUGAGAUGUUUUCUCAAACGCUGCAGCAGAGCCGAGGCUUUGGGAACUUUAGGUUCCCUUCUGGCUCCCAGUCUGGUGGUCAGCAGUCAGGCUCAGGACCGGGGGGGUCAAGCCUCUACAGAGAUGAAGGAGAGGAAGAUCUUUACCAGUGAGAAAAGUCUCAGUCAAGCUAUACAGCGUCUCUUUUCCAUCCUGUGUCUUACCUUUGUAGAAACAGGUGAUCCCUGGAAAUACUGUGCUCAAAAGGAAGAAACAAUCAAAUGUUGUUCCUAGUUUUGGUUAUACAAUAUUAAACAGUAUAAUGUCCUUUAGGAACUGUUGGAGUGAAGACCAAUAAUGGCCAUGACCUUAUCUAGACAGGAGAAUGGGUGAUUUACCUAUUCCUAAAGUCGAAUGUGCAUAGCCAUGGGAAGUAGGGGUGCUGGGGGUGUAGUGGCCCACACAAUUGAUCAGGGUUUAAAACUUACUUUUUGGUGGGUUAAAAAUAAUUUCCACAAUAAACAGCCCAAUUGAUAAGUAAGUAAAACAAUAAAUGUGAUCUUGUUAUUAUUCAGUUAUGAUCAAAUAACUGAAUUCGGGUGUGAAUAUGAUAAAACAUGUUUCAUGCAGUCAUGUUGUGUAGCACAUGUAAGAGUAGACAAUUAAUUACAAGCCUGUAACUUAAUAAGACCGCGUGUUGUGGGGUUUUUUUGGCAUUUGCCGGGUAUGUGUGAUGACUUAGGCUUUAUGAAAGUGUUAAUGAACCUCAUCGAUUAGCCUUUUACAUUUCUGACUUAAUCUGGUUUUGCAGCCACUUCCCCAAACCACUUCCCCUGCAUUCUGCCAAGAAGCAUGUUUCUGUGGCUAUGUAAUGUGAUUUUGUACAGUUUGCUGGAAAGUAUUUAGUAAAGUCUUACAAUGACCUUUGAUAGACAACUAUCAGUUGUGUGUUUGCUGUCACAUAUGUUGACAAGUUCCAAAAAUAAAUUUCUGAUAUUGAACCUUUGCUUUAGAUUAAAACUCGAUGCUAUAUUUUUGUCUGAAUAAAUAUGCU